Molecule: messenger RNA, 974 nt
Organism: Podarcis raffonei (Aeolian wall lizard)
Lineage: Eukaryota; Metazoa; Chordata; Lepidosauria; Squamata; Lacertidae
Product: erythroblast NAD(P)(+)--arginine ADP-ribosyltransferase-like
Exons: 4
Coding region: 138-974 (278 amino acids)
Molecular function (GO): NAD+ poly-ADP-ribosyltransferase activity; NAD+-protein-arginine ADP-ribosyltransferase activity
Source: RefSeq, a predicted model, not a curated record
UUGUCACAAUACUGUCCCUUCAGUUUGGGUCAGGAUUUCCAGAUAGGUGAAAGCCUCAAAGAUAUCCACUGCUCCAGUCAACUUACAUUAUCUGACACAGUUCUUGUACAACUGUGGACAUACUGUGGGGCAUCAGGAUGGAGAACCCACAGCAUGUUACAUUUCUGCUAGUUGCUUUCAUUGUGUCAUCUGCUCAAGGGACUGCCGAGGCUGGCUCCAGUGAAAUGUCAACAAAUAGAUCCCAACCGAUAUUGAACAUGGCACAUUACUCCCUCGAUGACAAGUACGAAGGCUGCCUGGCGAGCAUGCAGAGCAUCCUGAAGUCUCUCAUGCUAAGUGAGCUGAAUAUGUCUGAGAUCUAUAAGGAAGCAUGGGAGGAAGGACUGUUUAAUUGGCAGGAGAACCAGUCCAAGUUAUACCCCAAGAAUAUGGAAGAGCUCUCUGAAGUGGCUAUCUGGGCAUACACUGGAGCAUACCCUUCACUCUACAGGAAGUUCAAUGCUGCCACCCGCACAGCAGGAAAAGGGCCUAAGGAAUAUGAGGCCUACCCUUUCAAGUCCCUGCAUUUCCUCUUAACCCAGGCAACCCUGUCAUUCAAACGAAAGGACCACAAAUGUGUUAAGGUCUACAGGGGAACUGGUGUGAAGUUUUCCAUCAAUGACCUCUUCAGGUUUGGGCAGUUCACUUCCACAUCAGAGAACUCGAUUGUGGCUGAAGUGUUUCAGACUGUAACCUUUUUCAAAUUGUUCACCUGCGAGGGGAUUGAUAUAAGUAAGAUGUCACUUUUGAAAGAAGAGGAGGUGUUGGUCCCUCCCUAUGAGAUUUUCAAGGUCACGUCAGUUGAAGACACCCCAGAUGGCCAGACCGUAGAUGCCAAGUCAGUGGGGACUUGCAGCUACCACAACUGUGCUUUUGAGGGGAAAGGUUGGGAUAAUAACCAAGCCUGUCCUGGACAUCAAGUGCUGUAUUUCUGA